UGCAUUCCAUUGUACACAGGGUGUAGUGACAGGUCACGGACUGAGCCUCUGACUGAAAAUGGCAUCUAGUAUAUGUGAGAGUGUUCUGGUGACUGGGUCAAACCGGGGAAUUGGACUUGAGUUGGUUCGCCAGUUGGUUGAUUCACCCUCACCUCCAGGUCAGAUCUUUGCUGGUUGUAGAGACCCAAAUGGAUCAAGGGCACAAGAACUCCAAGAACUAGCUAAAAAACACCAGGAUGUGGUCACAGUUGUUCAACUUGACACUGAUUGUCCGACUAGUAUAACAAAGGCCUCAGAGUUGAUGAAAGCCAAGCUUAAAGAGAAAGGCCUGAAUCUUAUCAUCAACAAUGCUGGUGUGAACAUCCCAGGAUCCUUAGCGGAGACAGGAAAAAAGGAGAUGGUGGAAGUGUAUACAACUAAUGUUGUAGGACCAAUGCUCAUUGCAAAGGAAUUCCAUCCCCUCCUGUGCAAGGCUGCAGCUCAGUUUCCACAUCAGACAGGCUUGUCUUGCAGUAGAUCAGCUAUCAUCAAUGUCUCCACACUGAUGUCUUCCAUCGCCAUAUGUCGUGAUAAUUUCUCCAGAGCUCCAAUGUACUCCUAUCGGAUCAGCAAGGCUGCCCUGAACAUGUUAACCUGCUGCUUGGCAGAAGAUUUUAGAAAAGAUAGCAUACUAGUUAUGGCUCUGCAUCCAGGAUGGGUCCAAACAGAGAUGGGAGGCCCACAGGCUCCCCUAACAACAGCUGAGAGUGUCACAGGUAUGCUGAAAGUGAUUGCAAGCCUCACAGAUAAAGACAGUGGAACUCUUUUAGAUUGGAAAGGCAAUAACAUCCCAUGGUGAUUGCUCAAGUCAUCCGAUGUUUCACAUGUACUUCUACAUUGUUGUUUUUCUAUGUUAUGUUAUGUCUAAAGUAUGUCUGAACAUUUUUCUGUUGCAAAUAAAACAGUUCCCCUAGCA
Messenger RNA from Myxocyprinus asiaticus (Chinese sucker), 955 nucleotides. Its product is annotated as C-factor-like. The transcript is spliced from 6 exons. Bases 59 to 838 code for a protein of 259 amino acids. Lineage: Eukaryota; Metazoa; Chordata; Actinopteri; Cypriniformes; Catostomidae. The record is from RefSeq and is a predicted model, not a curated record.